This is a messenger RNA of Lytechinus pictus (painted urchin), 3078 nucleotides long. Its product is annotated as beta-1,4-galactosyltransferase 6-like. Bases 239 to 1405 code for a protein of 388 amino acids. Lineage: Eukaryota; Metazoa; Echinodermata; Echinoidea; Temnopleuroida; Toxopneustidae. Gene Ontology annotation, cellular component: Golgi apparatus. The record is from RefSeq and is a predicted model, not a curated record. The transcript has 8 exons. Gene Ontology annotation, molecular function: UDP-galactose:glucosylceramide beta-1,4-galactosyltransferase activity. Gene Ontology annotation, biological process: carbohydrate metabolic process.
AGUCACGGCAAAAAGAUUCUGUCAACAUGACCACUCGUAAAUGAAUCCAUGAGCGCUGACUGCUUCUGUUACAAGGCUGACACCGCCUAUUUUCAUGCUGGUAAGAAAAGAGCGAGAUUACCAUUCCAUUCGUCGGCACUUCACUGGCAGCCAUAUUUCGAUGUGUCUGAGAUGGAAAAUAAAACUCUCAUCAAUCAGGAUAUAAAAUUGGGAGGAAUUUAGGAAAACGUGCUGCAAAAUGUUUUUAACAAGGAUUAAAUACGCGGUGUUUAUUGUAUUAAUAUGUUCGGUUGUUGGAUAUACCAUUUCGCUUGUAUUCAAUAGUUCAGUAGUGAAUGAUGAGAUUUUGCCGAGGUACGUGGAAGUUUGGCGUCAGCAGCUCCGAGAGAAAGUCGGACUGUCAUUACGACCAACUCACGAUCCUUUCUUUAAUACCAAGAAGCCGGAAUGUCGUGAGCAUAAUAUAUCAGGACAAGUGGGCAGGGUGAAACCCGAUUUGAACGCUAUACCCGUAGCACACACAGAGGAAAUAGUAUUCGGACACUUGGUCGGAGAAGUUCGGACGGCUGUGAAAGUGGCCAAUGAGAUGCUUCGUAAGAAACUCGUCGAUGACAAGACCGGAAACAAAACGGACACUGAUUGGCAUUUUAAUGAACUUCUCAAACCGGAAAUAAAAACAAACGAUAGCUAUCGGUAUCUACCAGGUGGACAUUGGAAACCAAUCAACUGCUCACCAAAAUGGAAGGUGGCAAUUUUGAUCCCCUUCCGGGAUCGCUUCUUUCAUCUUCCGAUCCUUUUGCGAUACCUAAUUCCGAUGCUUAAGAAGCAACUAUUACAGUUCAGUUUCUUUGUUAUUGAACAGGCCAAUAAAAACCUAUUCAACCGAGCCAUGCUCAUGAACGUUGGAUUCCUCGAAUCCCUCAAAAUUUUCGACUACGAUUGUUUCGUCAUUCAUGACGUGGAUCACGUGCCUUUAGAUGAUCGUAAUUAUUACGGCUGUACUGACAUGCCCAGGCAUUUUCUCUCAGGUGUUGAUAAAUGGAAAUACAAAUUAUUAUACAAGACUUUCUUUGGAGCUGUCACGGGUCUAACCAAAGAAAACAUUCGAAGCAUCAAUGGUUUCCCCAAUGUCUACUGGGGGUGGGGCGGUGAGGAUGAUGACAUAUGGAAGAGGGUUAAAGACGUUGGCCUAAAUAUUACUCGUUAUGAAGGACCCGUCUACCAUUAUGACGUCAUCAGGCAUCAUCACAAAAGUGCACCGUUGGCAAAAGACAGAUUUGAACUGCUCCGUAAAUCACAUGACCGACUGAAAAAGGAUGGGUUAUCGAAUAUUGUCUAUCCGACCCCCGUGUACGAACUUCAUACACUUUAUACGAACAUAAGCGUCGAUAUCCAUAGGAUCUAAAUCUAAAUGAAUGAUAUUACUUCCUUUCAAAUCCCAGCAUGGUUAUAGUGCCUAGCUGCAUGUAAAACACAGUUAAGAUAUCCCAAAGGGAAACACUGAACAUUGACUUUCGUCCAUUGCCAACAGCUGAUGUUGACUACAACUGUUUCCGGGUGAAGGUUUUGAUCGGUUUUGUGCUAAAGACGACAACUAUGACAACAUGACUCCCAAAUCGCGAUCUCGUGGGAUGCAAAAGAAGUUUACACACGUCAAAAUAUUACACUUACCAUCAGUGGGAAUUGACAAGGUUAAGAGUUUCCAAGUCAAAGUAAAGUACCGGUAAGGUACCAGAAAGUGAAUUUGUCGACGUUGGGCCUAAAGCCGAAUAUUUUCCACCCGCAUAGGAUCUGCAUGGCAGCACUUCAUUGAUGAUGCACAGGCAAUUACAUAUUUUCAGGAUGUCAACGUAAGAGCGACCUGUUCCCACUAGCGUACCUACAGGGGGGGGGGCAGAGGGGCAGUCUGCCCCCCCCCCCCUGACGAGCCAACACCCAUUCAAAGUCACCACCCAUGCAUGUAUCCCUGUCCCCCUGACGAGCUUGAAAGACCUUUUUGCCCCCCCUGACGAAAAUCCUGGAAAAUCCUAGGUACGCCACUGCCUGUUCCUAUACGUUCUUUGAACUAUACCAAUAAGGUAUGGUAUAUUUUGGGUUAUAGACUAGUCGACACUAGCGUACAUAAGGGGGGGGGGGGCAGGGGGGGGGGGAAGACGAGUCACAACUCAUGCAGGGGACGUUUCCCUGCCCCCCUUUUGAGAAGCCAAAUUAAUAAUUUCUAAUGUAAAAAUGCAAUAAAAACAGACGUGUACCCCCUCUUUUGAAGACUUUUUUUUUUUUUUUUUUUGCUUGUCAAAUUUUUUCGCGGACGAAAUCGAAAUAUCCUCCAAAAAUUUGCCCCCCUUCUGGAAAAUCCUAGGUACGCCAGUGCUAGUCGACGUGUAUACCUAUAGCGACGUCAAAACGACAAUGAAAGUGUUUCAUUUGAAAAUGCAAUACAUUAUUGUCGUCACUUGUUAAAAAAACAUCAAGGGGGAAUUAUUAAAUUAAGAUCUUAACAUCGAUCUACCGAAUGGGACUAUCUCACCAAUUCAACUUCAGUAUUUCAUUUGGACACGAAACGCUAUCUUGCCAAGUAGACUAUCCCGAAUUCAUUCAGUCAGUAUAAUUAUAAUGACAACUUUCUAAAUAUUGCAUAUACUACUAUAAAUGGUUCGACCCACGGGGGGACACAGCUGGCUCGCGCCCCCCUUUUGAGAGGCACAAUUAAAAUUUGUAAUGUAAAAAUGCCGUCAAAGCACAAAUUUGCCCCCCCCCCUUGGAAAAUCCUGCAUCCGCCCCUGGUUCGACCAAUCACUUAAAUUGUUGGAUUCAGCUGUAAGCAAGGUUGAAUAUAACAUUUUGAAAAGGUCACUCCUCCGACCUUUCAAUCGUUGAUUUAACAUUCCAUUUUUUAGAGUAAGUCCAAACUUAAGUACGAGCAUGAAACUUUUUUUCAAUUAUAAAUCCUUUCGAAAGAAAUUAAUACAUGUUGUUCAUUCUCAUCAAUAAGCUCACUUAUUUGUUCAUCAUGUAUGACAUAGUGCCAAAUGGAAAAUCAAUCCAAAGUAUGUUCAUUACGUAUGAUUCAAUUUUAUG